Chelmon rostratus (copperband butterflyfish) is the source of this 7256-nucleotide messenger RNA. RefSeq names its product nuclear mitotic apparatus protein 1 (gene numa1). NCBI's taxonomy places the organism in Eukaryota, Metazoa, Chordata, Actinopteri, Chaetodontiformes, Chaetodontidae. Gene Ontology annotation, cellular component: spindle microtubule; spindle pole; centrosome. Bases 142 to 7092 code for a protein of 2316 amino acids. Gene Ontology annotation, molecular function: microtubule binding. The transcript is spliced from 24 exons. The record is from RefSeq and is a predicted model, not a curated record. Gene Ontology annotation, biological process: establishment of mitotic spindle orientation.
GUUUAUUUCGGAGCAGUAUCGUUAACCCCAUGUAGACGAAAGGGUCGCAUUUCUCUUCAGACAACCAUUAACUGCAAUACAGGAAAAGUGUUCUUUGGCUUUUAAGGUUGAAAUCCCUUUUGAGAUAAAGGGUCAGCCAAGAUGGCUAUUAACUUGGGUGUUAAGGCUCUUCUCAGCUGGGUUAACAGUAUAAAACUGUCCGACCAAGAAAUAACUAUCGACGAUCUACAAGAUGGGACCAUCUUGCUGAAAGUUGUUUCUAUGCUGAAAAAGGAACCUAACUUCGAUUUCAGUAAUUCCAGUGAGGAUCGGUUCAAGCUCAUUGCAGACUUUGUGGAAAGGGAUUGCAGAUUUACUGCAAACAAAGGAGCUUCAUUGUCUUGGGACAACAUAAGAGAUGGCAUCAAUCUAACAGUAGAAAUUGCAAAGGUGCUUUUGUUGCUGGUAUACCAUGAUAUGAUGAAUGACCGCUGCACUCUAAACAUGUUGGAAUGCGAUGUGGAGCGAGAGAUAGCCAACCUAGCUGGCUCCUAUGUGAUGGAGAGCGAGGGCCAUGUUUAUCUCAGCAAUGGACUGGAUGCCUAUUUGGCAAAGAGAUGUUUGUCUGUCUCCCGUGAAAUAUUCAAGCAAUCGGCAAGCACCUCUACCUCCAAUGUGUCGACAAUCUCCUCACUCUCAGAUGACGAUUCUCCCGUCUUCCGCCGCACAAAGAAAAUCACAUUUGUUGACAUGCAAACUGUGGCAUCUUCCUCAGUCAGUGUGUCUCCUCUGCAGGAUAUCAUGAACACCCCUAAAUUUCAGAUGAGGAUGAUGCAGCGACAAAUGAUCAAGGAGAGAGACUACAGAGAUAACUUGGAGAGGGAGCUGGCCAGCAAGAUUGCUCUCAUUGCACAGAGAGAAACCCAUAUUAACCAGUUACAGUACCAUUUGGACAAGCUGAAAGAAGAUCGAGGUAAUCAGGAACAGGUUACCAGGGAACAAAUGAAUGAGCUUGAAACCAGGAACAACACGUUACAAAUGCGUCUUAAUGAGAUGUUAAAGCAAAAUAAAGACUUCAAGAGUAACUCCUCCCUUAUGGAGCGCAAAGUGGAUGAGCUGACAGAAGAAAAUGGUGAACUUUCUUCCCAGGUGAGAGCUGUGUGUUCACAGCUGGUCAUCUUUGAGGCAGAAGUUGGCAGGCUGACGGAAACCCACACAUCUGCUCAGGAGGAGUGGAGAAGCAAAACAGGUCAUCUAGAGUCUGAGCUCAGCCAAGCUACCGCUCAAAAGGAGUUACUGAGUGAACAAAUUCAGAUCCUCCAGGGAAAGAUUUCCUGUUUGGAGGAUGAAAUAGGCAGGGCGACUAAGCAAGAAGUCGGAGAGAAUAUGGGGCCUGUAAUGGAGAGAGAAAUGUUUGAGAGUGAAAUCAGCAGUUUGAAGAAUGAACUGGAGAGCACAGUUUGCUCCUUGAGAAAGACUGAGGUGGAGAUUCAGGCUAAAACACAGCAGCUGGCAGAGCAUCAGGAAGAAAUUGCACAACAGAAAGAGUUCCUGACGCAACAGAAGUCCCAAACUGAAGAAAUUAUUCAAGCAAAGGAUGAAAUUAUAGACAAGUUGCAAAAGGAGAUCACUGAGCAGAGAGCAGUCCUUCAACAAGAGAUCCAUGAUCUUAAGAUUCGACUUGAGCAAGUGGAGCAGCAGAAAACUGAGCAGAUGUCCAGACUACAACAGCAUGUUGCUGCUUGUGAACAAGAAGUUGAAAAUCUUAAGCAAAUUAAGAAAGAAAAACAAGACCUUCUGUACCAGACUGAAGAGAAGGUGAAAGAUCUUGAGAAUAAGUUAUCUGCUGCCAGUUCUCUCUUGGCUCAUAAAGACCAACAAAUUAACAGUCUCAGAGAAGAAGUUGACAUUCUCACAGAUGAAACCAAAAUUAAGAAAAAUGAAAUUCAAGCCAAAGAGGAAAUGCUUGCCAAAUUACUUCUGGAAAAAUCUAAUGAGCAAGAAAUGUUUCAUAAUAAAAUUGAGACUUUAACAAUCCAAGUGGAAGACCUCAGCUCAUCUGUCAAACAGACUGAGCAGGAGAUUCAACUUAAGCAAGACCUGCUGGCUAAAACCCAACAGGAGAAUAUCCAACAGAGGGAUGCGCUCCAGCAACAGAUUGUAGCCUAUGAAGAGGAGGUUCAGAAGUUAAACAAAGAGAUACUGGAGAAAAAUGAGCAGCUUGUUACUCUAAAGACUGUCACCUCUCUACAGUCUGAAUCACUGGAGAAAGAGAUUAAAGGUCUACGAGGCCAACUACAAAGUCUGAAUGACUCUCUCAGGAAGGCCGAGGAACAAGUUCAGGCUCAGCAAGUUAGGCUUACAAAGCAGGAGCAGGAAAGUGCUCAUCUGACAGAGCUCCUGCAGCAACAACUCUCUGCUUCUGAAGACAGCGUAAGGAGCAUGAAGGAGGAGAUCCAGACUAAAGAGGAACAGAUGAACAUGCUGAAAAAACAAAGUUCAGAGCAAUCAGACUUGCUCAAUCAAGAGAUUGAAAGUUUGAAGAGGCAGGUGGAGACGCUUGGCUCCUCACUCAGGAAUGCUGAGGAGAAUUUGCAAUCCAAGGAAAGUCUGUUUGCUGAACAGCAUCGACAGAGCACUCAGGAUAUGGAGGCACUCCAGAUAGCAAUGGUAGCAUCUCAAGAUGAGGUGAAGAGGCUAAAUUCAGAGAUUCAUGUGAGGGAGGAGCAGUUAACUCUGCUGAAGACUGAGACCUCUACACACUCGGAGUUGCUACAGCAGGAGAUUGAAAGUCUGAGACAACAAAUCAAAAGUAUGAACAAUUCUCUUGAGAUGGCAAAGGACCAGGUUCAAGCCAAAGAAGAUUUGAUGGCCAGGCAGGAGCAGGAGAGCACUUUGCAGAUUGAGGACCUUAGAAAGCGCAGUGCAGCUCUUGAGGAGGACGUAAAUCGGUUGAGGGAGGAGAUCCAAACUAAAGAGGGCGAAGUAAACAUGUUACAGGCUGAGAACUGCAAGAAGUCAGAAGUGCUGGAGAAUGAGAUCCAGACUCUAAGGGACCAAGUGCAAAAUAUGACCGAAUCGCUUAAGACUACAAUGGAGCAGGUUCAGGCUAAAGAAAGCCUACUGACUCAGAAGGAAAUGGAGAUUUCUCAGGGAAAUUCUCAAUUUCAAAACUUGACAACAACCUCUGAGAGGGAGAUAAGAGAGCUAAGGGAGCAGAUCCAGGCUAAAGAGGAACAGAUGGUCACACUAAAACAAGAGGGCUCCAUCCAUUCUGACAUGCUACAGCAAGAUAUCCAGCGUCUACAAAAUCAACUAGCCAUUACGGGCGACUCUCUCACAAAGGCUGAGGAGAAGGUUCAGACUCAACUAGUUAUGCUCACCAAACAGGAACAGGAGAGUGCUCAUCAGACAGAGCUCCUACAACAACAGCUGUCAGCUUCUGAGGAAGAGGUGAGGAAGAUGAAAGAGGAGAUCCAAGCUAAAGAGGAGCAGCUGAUAUUGCUCAAGACUGAUAGCUCAGAGCAGUCUGAACUCCUACAUCUAGAGAUCCAGGAUUUAAAGAAACAGGCUGAGUGUCUUGGCUCCUCACUCAGGAAUGCUGAGGAGAAUUUGCAAUCCAAGGAAAAUCUGUUUGCUGAACAACAUCGACAGAGCACUCAGGAUAUGGAGGCACUCCAGAUAGAGAUGGUAGCAUCUCAAGAUGAGGUGAAAAGGCUAAAUUCAGAGAUUCAUGUGAGGGAGGAGCAGUUAACUCUGCUGAAGACUGAGACCUCUACACACUCGGAGUUGCUACAGCAGGAGAUUGAAAGUCUGAGACAACAAAUCAAAAGUAUGAACAAUUCUCUUGAGAUGGCAAAGGACCAGGUUCAAGCCAAAGAAGAUUUGAUGGCCAGGCAGGAGCAGGAGAGCACUUUGCAGAUUGAGGACCUUAGAAAGCGCAGUGCAGCUCUUGAGGAGGACGUAAAUCGGUUGAGGGAGGAGAUCCAAACUAAAGAGGGCGAGGUAAACAUGUUACAGGCUGAGAACUGCAAGAAGUCAGAAGUGCUGGAGAAUGAGAUCCAGACUCUAAGGGACCAAGUGCAAAAUUUGACCGAAUCUCUUAAGACUACAAUGGAGCAGGUUCAGGCCAAAGAAAGCCUACUGACUCAGAAGGAAAUGGAGAUUUCUCAGGGAAAUUCUCAAUUUCAAAACUUGACAACAACCUCUGAGAGGGAGAUAAGAGAGCUAAGGGAGCAGAUCCAGGCUAAAGAGGAACAGAUGGUCACACUAAAACAAGAGGGCUCCAUCCAUUCUGACAUGCUACAGCAAGAUAUCCAACGUCUUCAAAACCAACUAGCUAAUAUGGGUGACUCUCUCACAAAGGCUGAGAAGAAGGUUCAGACUCAGCUGGUUAUGCUCACCAAACAGGAACAGGAGAGUGCUCAUCAGACAGAGCUCCUACAACAACAGCUGUCAGCUUCUGAGGACGAGGUGAGGAAGAUGAAAGAGGAGAUCCAAGCUAAAGAGGAGCAGCUGAUAUUGCUCAAGACUGAUAGCUCAGAGCAGUCAGAUUUGCUAACCCAAGAGAUUGAAAGUUUAAAGAGGCAGGUGGAGACUCUUGGCUGCUCACUGAGGAAUGCUGAGGAGGAUAUGCAAUCCAAGGAAGAUCUAUUGGUUCAACAACAACAAGAAAAUACUCACCAGAGGGAGGUACACCAAAGCCUACAGGAGAAAGUCAAACAAGUGGAAAUUCUGCAGAAACAGAUUUAUUCACAAGAAGAAGAGAUUCAGAAGUUAAAGGAAUCUCAUUGUGAGACAGAAUGCCUCCAUCUCAAGGCUGAGGAGAAGCUUCAGGUCCUCCAGACUCAGUUCUCUGCCAUCAGCAUACUCAUAGUUGAUAAAGACCAGAAUCUGAACACUCUCAGAGAGGAGGUCGCUGCCCAAGCUGCCUUGGUUCAAAAGGCAAAAGAGGAAGCUGAAGCCAGUGAGAAAAUGUUGGCUGAGAUAAAAGAGGAGAACUUGAAGCAGAUAGACCUCCUCCAGCAGCAGCUUUUGUCAGUAAAUGCAGACACGCUAGCUGCACAGGAGUUGCAGGUUGACACUUUAAGGGAAAAGGAGGCUCUUGUUCAUGAAAAAGAGGCACUGAUGGCCAAGAUACUCCAAGCGGAAAAGAAUCAGACAGAUCUAGAGAAACAACUUGAAGCCAUGUUUUUUGAGAAAGAGAGACUUACUCAAGCCAAGCAGGCCAUAGAGAGAGAGAACAUAGCCUCCCAUAAACUGGAAUCUGUGCUACAGCGGGAGCUGGAUAUAUUGAAAAUGGAGAAGGAGAGACUCUUGAAAGAGAGAGAAGAAACUGUGGUUCUAAAGGGAGAUCUGCAGGAACAGCUCUCAGCUAAAUCAGAGGCUGCAGAACACUACAAGACACAGAUGGAGAAGGCAGUGAGUCAUUACAAUGGCAAGAAGCAGCUGCUCCAGGAAAGCCAAGAGGAGGUGGCUAAACUCAAGCAUUCCUUAGAAGUCUCAGAGCAUGAAGUAGUACGUGUUACCACGGACAACAAGAUGCUUCAACUGGAUUUGGAUAAGGCCAAAACCAAUGAGAAGAAACUUGUGAGCAUGGUGGCCAGUUUGGAGGCACAGCUGGCCUUUGCUGACCAAAGCCUGCGGUUACAGAAUAAGAUUCACGGUAAUGAAAGAGGUGCAACAGAGUCUUGUUACUUGGAGGUUCCCAACGCACACUCAAGUGUUCACACUAUAGCACAAGUGAAGAGGACCAUGAGCUCUGACAGCCUUGACCAGAGCUCUCUGGAAGACUCCCUGAACACCACAAGGAAACUUUCAGCCCCUGAUGAAUCAAGCACACCACUUGUUCGCAGUUCAGAGCGCUUGGCAGCCAAACGCCGGGGUCUACAUGCCGAGUCACUGGAAACCCUUUACUUCACACCUAUAAACAACAGGACCAACAAAGAGCACAAAAUGGAACUGGAUUCAGCCCGGAAAAAUCCAUCCUCAUCUGUCAAACGACGCAGGACCACGCAGGUUAUUAACAUCACCAUGACCAAGAAAACCCCAGGCGGUGGUGAAGGUGAUGAGACUUUCUACAGUCUGGCCUCAGCUCGCUCCCAUCCAAACCUCUCCAGCGCUCACUCUGCACGACCCGUGUCUGUGGAACUGUUUGAUACACCUGCGAGAAUGACUGGCGCUGCCAACGACCAGCUUGCCGGUCUUCCAGGGUACAGACGGAGCACCAUCCAUUCACAGCCCACUAAUACAUUCUGCGUGGGGGCAGAGAACGAGCCAGACGGUGCCCCUGAAGACUGGAUGAGGAUUGCUGAGCUCCAGGCCAGGAACAAGGCCUGCCUUCCUCAUCUAAAGAGCAGCUACCCUGUGGAGUCUGAUACUGGCCGUGGCAGUGCAUUCUUUUUCACAGACGAAGAGCUCCGUAUGGGUGACCCAUCUGACACAAUCCGUCGGGUGUCCAUGAUGCCUGGCCAGCUGCAAGACUCUCUUUCCUCCCAUCGGCUCUCCAUCAUGAUGGGACACUCAGGUGCUGCAGCCAGUACUCAUUCUCAUCGCCUGUCCUUGAUGCCAGGCCAGCUGCCAUCAAAAAUUGUCAGCGCCUCUCAGCUGAGAAGCCCGAAAGGCACGAAGCGGACCUCAUCUACAGCAUCCAUACAUCAGACUUCGCCUGAGAAAAAAAUGAAGGCCAGCUGCUUCCCUCGUCCACUCACUCCCAAAAACAAGAACGUGAUCAGUGGACCUUCCGCUGCUCAGCUUCACCCUGCCCUCAGUCCAGCUGAGAGGAGGCAGUCCAUGAUGUUCUCGAUUGACAACACACCUAAAAACAGCAACUACCUAAAGAAAGGGCUGAACAAACUACGCAGUUCCGCCCGGAAAUCUCCAGGCAAAAGUUCAAAGAAGUCCCCCGCUCAGACAUCUGCGCGCAGGUGCCAGGAAAAUAUGCCUACGGGAAAUUCUCGUGCUGGAGUGGGACGAGCAGGUAUCAUCAGCAGCUUUAAAUCAUCCCAGGUGUCGACGAAAGCACAAAAGCAGUCUCCACGAUCCACCAGCAGGACUGCAAAGUCUCCUGGACUGAUGGCUAGUGCUCGCAAGACGAGCAGGAUGAAGAUGUGAUGAAAUUGGAGUUACUUUGGAGUCUACUUGAUCAUAAUUUCUUUUUCCUCACAAAUGUAAUUAAAAUGUAUUGUUUUCCUUCAACUUUUUACAGUCUCUUAUGAAUAAACCUUUCUUUUUCUUUUCUUUGUAUUAUAUUAAAUUUUUUUUUAAUAAAAAGGUUC